This is a messenger RNA of Hypanus sabinus (Atlantic stingray), 633 nucleotides long. RefSeq lists its product as uncharacterized. Lineage: Eukaryota; Metazoa; Chordata; Chondrichthyes; Myliobatiformes; Dasyatidae. The transcript has 6 exons. The record is from RefSeq and is a predicted model, not a curated record. The coding region runs from base 1 to 633 and encodes 210 amino acids.
AUGGAGUUGGAACUGAUACUGGAUGAACUCAGCGUCAUUCGGGAAGACAGCAAUGUGGCCUCUGGUUUCCUCUACAAGAUGAGCUCUGGAAAGUACGCCUGUACUCUUCAUCCGGCGUUGGUUGGUACCGGUCUAACCCACUUGUUAACACAGGCUUCCUCUGACAACGGAUGCUUCCCCGAUCUGAGCUCAGAGACGCAGAGAAUCCUCGGCAGGAUGGACCGGAGCGAGAGUCACAUGAAAGUCAAGUUGGGAAAAACGGACUCACGGUCUCCUUCCCGAGCUGAACCUGAUGUAUCGUACGCUGAACAGAAUUUCAAGUCCCGCUCUGCGCCCCGAUUCCGGAUAGAUAGAGAGGAUCCGAACUUCACCUACUCAGAUCUGAAAUUUCGGAAUGAGGAACCCCGCAUCGAUCAGCAUGAAUAUCCUCCCAUUGCCUCGGGACCCGGCGGGUUGUCAACCACUACACAAACAGCGGCGCAAGAACAGGAGUCGAAAGUGAAGAUCCGAAAUAGACGGUACCGUCUGACCUGCCUACUCUGCCUAAUUACGUCCGCCCUCAUGGUGGUAGUGGUGGGUCUCUCGAUUCAUGGUGAGUGGAACGGGCUCCGAGUGGAGUACGACCAUAAAUAA